Molecule: messenger RNA, 1017 nt
Organism: Triticum turgidum subsp. durum (durum wheat)
Lineage: Eukaryota; Viridiplantae; Streptophyta; Magnoliopsida; Poales; Poaceae
Source: the annotation of a GenBank genome assembly
AUGUUUAUUUGUGCAUGCCAGGAUUUUAGCGCACUAUACACAAUCGGGUUUACUAAUGUCCACGGUCAUGUCUGGGAAAGGGCGUCCAAGUCGGCGAAUGAUUCAUCAGUGGUCCACGGUGAGGCAAAACGCCGUCUACAAGUCCUCCUUGGAGCGUUCCUUGAGGUUGGCUUCUUGUCAAAGGUCGAGGGAGCAGAGAGCGAGUGCCCAAUGCCCGUGAGCUCGGCUUCCAGCUCUGGCGAGAAGAGAAAUGCGGAUGACGGCCACCCGGAGGCUCCUUCUGCUCUGCGUCAGGAAAGGCCCGACACGGGCCGCAACAGUGCUGUGCUCUCUGAUGACAAGGCCGGGGACCCGUGCGAGUUCUUCGACACUAUACAAGAAGAUACCAUUGAGCCCGUCAUAUCAGAAGUUCAGCCCGAGCAGCCACCAGGUGUUGAGGACGACUACCCGGUGGCCCCCACUGGAGUCGACAACGGCUAUGGAAUUCAAAUUGGCGACUUCAACGGCGUAGUACCUUUAGUUCAACCGGGGCACCCUGAGGUGGGGGAGGGCAGCAAUGGAGUACCAAACUUUCUGGACCUGGACGAGACCGAGAGCAGUAGUCAUACAAUCAAGGACCCAAACCACGGUGCUUUGAAGCGCCUCGAGAACUUGAUGGACUCUGACAGCAACGACUAUCCGACGCGCUCCGACGACAGUGCUAUGCAGAAUCCGGUGUUCGUGGAAUACCAGACGCUCGUCGGACGUCCCAACGGCGGAGAUUCGGUGGUCUCCAGAGACCCGAUGUUCGUUGGAGGCAACAACGGCGGAUACCCGCCGGCCGCGGAGAACCCCGGGCCCGGUUUCGUCCGAGGCGUCGUAGGCGACAACAGCGUAUAUUCUGUCGGGUCGGCUGCCAAAAUUCUUGAAGAAGCCUGCCCGAUGUUCGCCGAAGACGGCCACAGGUAUUUAGAUGACAUCAACAUGGAGGAGCCUCUUAUCGACAUAGACUUUCCGCAGUCCCCGUUUGCCUCUUAA